ACCAAAAUCUUGCCGUUCUAUCUACAACUAUCUGUAGAUUGGCGUUUUUACAAGUUUGCCUGAUGAUUCAUCCGAAUUCGAUUUAUUGUUUAUUCUGGAUAAUUUCUCAUGUGAGCGCUUGUAUUCCAAUGGUCCCGCCGGAGACAACUACGACGACUACAACUACUACAACCACUACAACUACAACAUUACCGCCUGUAUGCCCUGAUGGCUGGUUCUCAUUCCAACGUACAAAUGGUUUGUGGUGCUAUAUAAUCGCAACACCUCCGGCUGAUGGCUUUGGAGCCGGGGGAGCUCAACAAUAUUGCCAGGAUAAUCAACAGGGAUCCUUCUUGAAUGGGUUUGAGACUGCUGCUGAAAGAACUCAGUUUAUAAGCGAUCUGAAUACUGUCGAUAUAGCCCCGUAUAAUUUUGUUCUCAUUGGUGCAAAGAGAGUAUGUGCAGUUGAGCCAUGUGCCACGACAGAUCCGUAUGAAUGGCAAAAUGGGGUGUCCACGAACAAUGCUCUUGCCGGUGACUUUAUGCCGUUCUACGAUGGGACCGGCGAUUGUCAAUCAAUGGAAAAAGACAUGGGUGGACGAUACAAUGAUAUUACAUGUGAUGCGACAACGGCGUACAGUUGUGGAAAAUAUGCAGCCUAAUUUGUUAAUUGAAUAAAUUAUUUAUAUUUAUUUUUCUGUUCUCACAAGUUAGAUAAAAUCAAUUUUAAUAA
This is a messenger RNA of Caenorhabditis elegans, 712 nucleotides long. RefSeq names its product C-type lectin domain-containing protein (gene clec-228). The record is from RefSeq and is marked reviewed. Gene Ontology annotation, molecular function: carbohydrate binding. The transcript has 4 exons. NCBI's taxonomy places the organism in Eukaryota, Metazoa, Nematoda, Chromadorea, Rhabditida, Rhabditidae. The coding region runs from base 63 to 641 and encodes 192 amino acids.